AUGACAACUGAUUCUCUUGGUUCGAUUGCCUAUGGUUUCUCCGAUCUCUUUACAUUUUCUUAUACAGCAUCUACGGAUAAUCUAACCAUUCAUCAGAAUAAUUCACUCUCUCCUUCAACAUCAUUCCUACCAUAUGCUGUUGAUUACGAUGGUAGCCGCGGUAUUAUUGCUGGCUUUCUCAAGAAUGAUCAAAAUUCACGUAUCAAGUAUAACGCAAUUGUUCUUCUAUUUAGUAUCGAUGCAUCGACAGCCACAGUUACACCGAUUACAUUAUGGAAGUAUCCGAUGAAUGGUACAACAUGGCAGGCUGGACAAACAAAUGCAGGUGCUAAUAAAAAUUAUCCUCCUAGUGGUUACUAUCCCUCAACAAUUAGACCGACUGUUGAAGUUGUGCCGGCAUUCUCCUCACAACUACCGUGUAUGCCUGGUACAUAUAAGAAUGUAACAGGUAUUCGUCGUUGUUUACUUUGUCCACCAGGAACAAAAACCGAUGGAAUCAAUCUUACAAUAACAACCUGUAUCAAUUGUGCAACGAAUACAUUCUGUCCACUUGGUUCUGUAAGUGAUUCUAUCUCGAAUGAUCAGCUCAACAAUAUCAGCCAAGCAGCUGCCUAUCCAAAAUCCCCAGAUAUCGCCGGACUUGAUGAUAUUCUGUUUUUCACACUGUUCUCAAUUGGUUCAUCUGCACGCUGUGUUGCUCUUUCGCCAAUCUUUUGGACUUUGAUCGUUGCUGCUAUUAUAACUCUCAUUGUAAGUGUAAUGCUUGUGAUUAAAUGCUGUAUCAAAAAUCCAAAGGCUGUAUAUAGUUAUAAAUUAUUUGAAAAAAUAUUUAAACGAACAGAUAUCAUUCGUGAGGGUGAAAUGUGGGUCGGUGGCCUUGCUACGUUUUGUGUUAUCGUACUCUGUGUUUCUUGCUGUGUAUUCAGUGCUAAAUAUUAUAGAUCUUAUCCAAUUGAAACAGCUGGACCUUCAACGUAUACAUGUGAUACAAGUAUACGUAAUGCACAGUUUUCUUCAUCUUUACAGUCUGUGGCGGUACCAGUCGCAGAUAAUAUUCAAGGCAUGAUGGCCUUGUUAAAUGACCAAGAAGUCAAUCUGAACGUCUCUUUUCUCAAUACAGUUUACAAUUGUACAUCGAAUGUAGCUACAUUGACCUAUCUCUUAGGUACAACGUGGUUGCCAGUGUCGCCGAAUCCCUCCUGUAAUUCAUCGAACUACAUAGUUUCCUAUAAUGCUCGCUUGCCGUUUAGAUUAAUUACUGUACAAUUUACUUUACCAAACACCUAUAAAAUUGGUGGAGUUCGUAUAGGUCUGAGCGCUCCCGGUAAAAAUAAAUCUUCUACAGCAAUCCUUCGAGAUUUAGGUUUUUCACAAACAUUCAAUCAAAGUGGAAGUAUACUUGGGCAAGACGUCCGUAUCACCCUUCAACUGACAAAAGUAAUCAAUAAUACAAAUCCACUCGUAAGCAGUGAUGAUGAGAUACUGAGUGGUAUUUGGAUUGGUUCAUUUUUGGUGAACUACCAUGAAUCAUUCAUGACAAAUACUGAUUAUUUGAAUGCACCACCUAAGACGUCAACAAAUUUGACACUGACCAUCAGUGAAACACUCUAUUAUAUACUAAAUGAACAAUCACCAAUUGCUAGAUUACCAGAAAUAAUUUAUCAUGAUUUCCUUUAUAUAACAAUGAUUAUUGGAAUGUUUGUGCUUAUUUUUGUUAUAGUUGAAAUAUUGAUUUUACCAUGCAUAACUUCGUUAAUUCGUAAGUGUAGGCGAAACGCUGGUGAUAAAUAUCGAACAGAUAGUACCCGUCAAUCUGUCUCUUCUCACAAUAAUGCAGAAAAUUCAACUUCUCACUCAAAUAGACAAGAAUCUAGAGAACAUAUGCACGAUUUUGCUAUUAUUAAUAAUGUUACUUCUCUUCAAAGACAAAAGUCCACUUUAAAUCAAUAUGCUAAUCGUACUGAAGAUGACAGUCAGCAGUUACCGACGAUGUGGAAUCGUCAAGCGUACCUUUGGCAGUUUUCGAGUUAGGACUGAUGGUAAUAAGAAUAAUCAAAGAACUUAUCACAGAAAAACAAGACAGUAGUAUGUUGUGAAUAGAGGUGCUACAUUAUCAUUGCUCUUUAUUAUUAUUGCUCGAUAACUCAUAAAAAAUGAUUACUACUUUUAUCGCUUAAUUUUUCUUUAAUCAUCAUUGCUUUCUUUUUAUCAUUUUAGUGUUGAUGGAAAUUGUAUUGUUUUGGGAGUGUAGAUGUGGGUGUGCAUUUAUGUAAAACCAACACACAGACCCACACCCACACCCUUACAGCAAAAUCUAGCCUGGACGGUACUGUAUCUGUGAUAAAAUUUCCAGCUCUUUGUGUCAUUGUCUUGAGUACGAGAAUUCGUUAAAAUUUUGAUAUUUUGACUAAAAUUCAGGACCCUCCAAGCUAUAUUUUGAUGUAAUUUAAGCCUAGGUAUCUAUGAAAAUUGGUAACGAAAAAUAUAUCAAUUAAAUCUUUACCAUAAAAAACUUCUUUGGUCUUAGUGAAUCUCAUAUAGAUAGACGCACCCCUCGCCGCUCUAUUGAAUGGCUAAAAUCUGAAGUCGAUAGCUAUCAAUGCUGAAGAGUUAUUCAAAAAAUGGUGGAUGGCAUUUUAAAAAAAUCCGACAUUAAUUAUUGUGUCUAAAAAUAAUUUUGAGUACGUAUGUUAAGAAAUUCUGAAGAUAAAACAAUAGAAAGGAAAUAUCAAGCAUAUUCCUUAAGAAAGAAUAUCUUUUUUUUUUAUAAUUACUUCCUGUCUUCAUAAUUAUACAAAAAUUAAAAAAGUAGUGAAAAGAAAUUAAUCCUCAAGCUAUCAUAAAAAUUAACCAUAUUCAACUAUUGACGUGCAUAGAUUAUUCUCGAAGUAAUAUAAAUUCUUAUAUGAAUGUAAUGAUUAAAUACAUUAUGAUAUAUACUUUUUGUCAUGCAUUCAUAAACCUACACAAAUAUAUAAUUACAGAAUUAAUUUGCAUUACUAUAAAAGUUAAAACAAGGACGGAUAUCAUUCAAAAUCUGACGAUGUACAGUAGUGGCCAAAAGUCCCGACCCUAGAGGAUCUCAGCCAUUAUAAGUGCUGGAUGUCUGAAAAUUUGUGUGCGCAUACUCCGUCAAGAAUGUAGGUCAGAGACACAAUUCUGCCUCGAUUGCUUCAGUAUAAAGAGAAUUAUGAUGGAUGACAAUGGAUGACACAUAUUUCGCCUUUGAACUUCAUAACUCUGGAAAAGCUGGACUUCGUAGGUCAGCUAAUGGUUCAUUGUGUAGCGCUGUGUUUCAGCUAUCCACACAACUAAUUUUAUUGCAGUUUGUCAAUUUUCUUUAGAAUUAUGGCCAAUUUACUAUGACCGAUGAUAUGGAAAAAAAUCCUCUGGUAUCAUUUUAAGACGGUAACUCAGUAACAAUUUAGCGGAUGAAGCUCAAAUUCUUGCAAAAGCGUCUCCUGUAGUUGCACAUUAGUGUCCAUAAGUUUCAUAAAUGAACUGUGUACUGAUGGAAAAUAGCAUGGCUAUUACCAUCGCAUUGGUGAAUCUGAGGAUGCAGAGACAUGCAGAAACGCCAAUAUUCGAACAAAUGAACUCAUAUUUUGGUUUAAGAAAGAUCAUAGACUGAGCUCCAAUUCCAUGCAAUAAUAUCAAAAUUUAGUUAUGUAUUUGGUAAAAAAAUAGUGUAAAAUUGAGUGGACAGUCCUUUUUCAGGUUAAAAAUCUCAAUACAAAAAUAGAUACCAUCUAUCAUAAUUCUCUUUAUACUGAAGCAAUCGAGGCAGAAUUGUGUCUCUGACCUGCAUUCUUGACGGAGUAUGCGCAUACAAAUUUUCAGACAUCCAGCACUUAUAAUGGCUGAGAUCCUCUAGGGUCGGGACUUUUGGCCACUACUGUAAGUAAAAUUUAUUUGCAUAUAAGUUUUGAAUGUAUGGAUGAAUUGUGCUCGUAUUGUAUCAUAGAGAUUCCGGACACGAAAACGAUUAUAUCUCGAAUUCUAUUCAACGGAUUUGAAUAUUUUUUUUUAAAAUACUCCUUAACAUCUAUCCUCACUUCCUAUAAAAAUAUCAAGCCUUUUGAGUACCGUCACUGUGGAAUUUUUAAGCAAAAAAAGCUCAAAAAUUAGGGAUGUGGGUGUGGGUGUGAGGUAUUUACUUUACUCUUUGAAAAAGUAAAUAAAGUAUUUACUAUUUACUGAAGUAAAGUAAAUAUAUUUACUAGUAAAUAAAAGUUCCGUCAAUUGAAGGGAGGGUCAUAUAAAAAUAGUUUGUUUACUUGUCAUCGGGUCAAAGCUCAAAGCUCAAAAAAAACAUCGCAUUAAAGAAGUUUUUGAUAUGGCGCUUCCCACCAAUUAGAUUUUUUUCAUUUUUUUGGGUCAAGGAAAGGGUUCUUCGAGAAAAUAAGGAUACUUUAUAAAGGUUAACGAAAGUAAAUCGAGGUCGGAGAAUCCGAAUCUGAAGUCAGCUUUUCGAAAAUUCACAUAAUUAUUUGUAUGAAAAAAUCAUGCUUUUCUCUCUGAAUUAUUGUCUAAGGAAAAGCCAACUCUUUUGAGAAAAAGUUAUUUGCAAAAAGGGAAACUAGAAGGUGUGAAUGUGGAUGUGAGUGUGGGUGUGGGCGUAGAUGUGAGUAUGGGUGAGUGUGGAUGUAAGUGUGGCUUUGGAUGUAGGUGUGGGUGUGGAUGUAAAGGGAUUUUGUGCCCGCACUCACACUCACACCUACACUCUAAAUUCUUCCAGUAAUGUUUUCCAUUUGAUGAAUUAUUCAGAUAUUGUGUCCAAACACAAAAACCGUUUCUUAUCCUUGACUUGGCAUAGUUUUUGCAGCUUUUUACAUCUGAUCUUCCUUAUUCAGACCCAUUAGACCUCGACUAGUGUCGUGCAUUCAAUGAAUGCUAACACUUUGAAGCUGCACAUCUGGAGAUAAACCAGUACAGCAGCUGCCACCUGUGAUCUUAUUCGCCCGUGAGAUAAUUCCUUUCACUUAAACUCUAUCAAAUGCCAGGUUGCUCUUACUCAGAAAAACUAUUAGAUUUAUAACGCGAUGGCUCCAGAUGAGUUGCUCCGAACCAAUACUUCCCCAUUAUUUAUUCCUAAUUUCUUCAACCUCAUUGUUUAGCCAAUAGUUUAGAGCUUUAUUACGGCUCCUGAUUUAGAAUAUCUUAGUUGGCUAUUUUUGAUAAAUGUAGGUUUCACGUAGAUUUUUUGUUACACAACAUUAGAAUACGUUUGCAAUAUUAGCGGCCAGUCCUUCACUAACACCCCUCUCAGGCACUGCUCAAAGUCACUUGCUGCAUUAUUUGAAUACAUUAAAAUAAUCAUUGGUUAUUCUGCAUUUACUCUACAGCCUGUAACUUCACUUACAAAAUUCAUUUUAUGCUACUUCUUUCGACUUAAGUAGGGUGUGCAAAAAAAGCUAUUUAACUCAGAGAUCACUGUCAAUAAAGAAGAAUCGCUGAAUGUCGUGCACCGCAGACUCCGUGACAUUGAUGUGUAAACACUGUCUCAUCACACUACGGCUUACUGAAGCACCCGCCCCAUUAGGCGACACUCCGGCCCACGUCUACAACGAUACUUUGAAGAGGGUACCAAAACUACAAAGCAGUCGCAGAUUCCAAAUACCCAGAAGGAUUUCCCAUAUUUCGAGUUUCCCUUUUUUCAAAUGACUUGUUCAAAAGAAUUCGCUUUUUCCUUAAACAAUAAUUAAGAGAGAAAAGUAUGAUUUUUUCAUACAAAUAACUAUUUGAGUUUUUGAGAAAUUGAUUUCAGAUUUGGAUUCUCCGACCUCGAUUUACUUUCGUUAACCUUUACAAGUAACGCUCGUCUGCCGACUCGCUCAGCUCUUUCUCGUAGAAAUGCUGUUUCUGAACUCUCAGCAAAUUAUUUAUCUGUACCAUUUCAAAAAGUGAAAUAAGCACAUUUUCGCUCUGUUUUUCUGUCAAGUUCAUCUAGACAUUUGAGUUCAGCUUUCUGAACAGUGGAAGGUCUGACUUGUGAGACCUAAUUAACAAAUAAUUAAUAGAAACUGAGCUCGGUUUCAGAUUGCCCACCCUCAAUUACCUUUGGUCAAGCUUUGUGGAAAUUAUUGAUUAUUAUUAACUAGUAAAUAAUUGAUUAAUAAAAACUAACCUCGAAUUCAGAUUCCCACUCCAGUAACCUUUAGUCAAGUUUUUAGAAAAUGUUAAUAAUUAAUAAUCAGUUAAUAAUUAAUCAAUAAUUAGUUAAUAAUUAAUUCAAGCUAACCUCAAAUUUGAACUCCCACCCUCGAUUACCUUUGGUCAAGUUUUAAGGAAGAUAAUCCCUUUUGUUUUCACAUUAUUCUUGGAACAAUCAGUGAAGUGCGGACACACAAGUCAGCAAGCAAGCAAACAAUUUAUUCUUGCUAGACUCUUCUCUACGAGAAAGAGAAUAAAAUAUCGUUAUUAUCUCCAAAAAACCUUCUUUUGACCCUAAAAACUCAAUUGAAAAUUUUGAAAAACUCACUUGAGACUCGGAUUCUUCGACCUCGAUUUAUAUUCUUUCAGACGAUGUUUUUUUGACCCUGAUGUUCUUUAGACCCUGACACAUACAACCGCAUUCUAUUUCAUAUGACCCUCCCUACAGUCGAGGGAAUAAAUACUUUAGUUACUUUACUUUAAUAAAUAGAAAAUAGUAAAUAACAAAUGGCUUAUUUACUUUACUUUAGUAAAUAGUAAAUACUUUAUUUACUUUACUUUAGUAAAUAGUAAAUACUUUAUUUACUUUACUUUAGUAAAUAGUAAAUAUUUUAUUUACUAUUUACUAGUAAAGUAAAGGUAAAGUCCCACCCCUAGUCUGUCCUGUACGUGCAUGAGCGUUACGCUCGCCACGGCUCCACCAGGAUGGUUCCUGGUCGCGCGUGCGAAUAGAAUAAGCCAUUCAUUUCAUCAAUUCAAUGGGAUUUAUUUGAAACGAAAGAAACGCAAAAGAAUCUAUCACGACGAGUCUAUUCGAUUGAAAAUCGUUGAACACGAUUAUUCCGCUGAUCGGCGACAUAGAGAUUGCCGUGUAGAUCGAAGGACAAACCGAUGGGACCGUUGAACUGAUUUUUUCCUUUUCCUUCGCCAUUUCCACCCAUAAUGGCAGUGCCCUGUUUCGCUCCUUUAGGCCAACGCAACACUCGACCAUUCGAUGUGUCUGCCACAUAGAUGGUACCCAACGUAUCGACGAACAUUCCUUUAGGAUAAUACAACUGUGUCAGAGCAUUCCCUUUGCCUUGACCUCCAGCGACAACAAUUCCUUCUUUUGCACCUUUAUUCCAUUUCAUUACACGAUUAUUGUACUGGUCUGACACGUAGACAGUCUGUUGUUGAUCGACAAAUAUGCAGGUCGGGUCGUUGAGUUGAUUGAGACUAGCACCUUUGCCAUUGCCACCAGCCACUAGAGUUCCAUUCUUGUCUCCUAUUUGAUAUCGUCUUACUUCAUGUUUGUCGGUGUCAGAGAUGUAGAGAUAUCUCUGAUCAUCCAUGGCCAAUCCCCAACACGAGAUGUUGUCGAUGAGGAUUUCUCCUUGAAUUGUGCCACUACGACGAGACCAUCGUAUGACUCGUCGAUUCUUCCAAUCACAAAUAAUGAGACUAUCUGUCUCUUUGUCGAUCAACACAUCGGUUGGGUAAUGCAAUUGAUCCGAUCGAUUUCCGUAGCCAUUGCCACCAGCUACUACUUGUCCAUUCGUAUCACC
Messenger RNA from Rotaria sordida, 7697 nucleotides. Lineage: Eukaryota; Metazoa; Rotifera; Eurotatoria; Philodinida; Philodinidae. The record is from the annotation of a GenBank genome assembly.